ACCCUGUUAGCUGCAUACAUUUACUCCAUACAGCAGGAACCAGGAAAACAGCAUGUAGUUCCUCCAUAGGCUUUUCUGUUAGAAUAUGGCGCCAUCUGGUGGAAGAGUGUAAAAACUACAAUUUUCAGUCUGAAUUCCAGAAUAAAAACCCAGUAACAUAAAAUGUCUGGUUUUAUGCUGUAAUGACAGAAAAGACAUUUUAAAGUCCCUGUUAGUGUUCACAGUAUAUAAUUAAUGUUUUAUAGGAACUGAGGUUGAGAUUCUAAAAGAAAUGAAACAUAAACCCCUGAGGAAACAUUUAUGCUGUAAGCAGAGAAUCAGAGCUGAUUAAAAAGCUUUUCCGUGUCUUAAAAAAGGCGGUUGCUAACGAGUGUCUAAAUGAGACUACAGAGGUUGUCGGGGACGUUAACAUGAAAACCCAUCUACUCACCAGUCCACCUUUACAGCCUCGUUGUGUUUCUACUCACGCUCUUUCAAACUCUCACUAACUUUCUAAGAAGAAAGGCUUUUGUAGAAGAGCUCAGAGCUAAAUGAAAUGACCAGUUGGAAGCUUAGUGGUGGAGACGUUGACGUCAUGUGACUGUGGUGUAGUUGGUUUAUAGCCUAACAUUAGCUUCUUACUUCUGGAGGUUGGAUUUAGGCUUCAAACAUCAGAACAGUGGUGUUCAUCUGUGAAGAUUAUCUGAUCAACUAAAGAAGAAACUGACUUUAUUAAAGUCAGAAUUGUUUAAAAAUGCCUGUCUGUGUCCGCAGGGGAUAAAGGUCAACAGACUGUGGCCCCGGGGCCUCACGUGUUCGUCCUUCCUGCAGCCGGAGUCCGCGAACAACGCGACCCAGCGCGAACACCCGGAGCGAAGCGAAGCAGCGAAGCCGGCAGGAACAGCUUCAAACCGGUUUGUGUGCCUCGAAAGCCUCCGCUGCUGCUGCUGCUGCUUCCUGUAGCGGUUCACUCAUUCACACGAGCAGCAGGAUGGCGGAGCUGGAGACGGUCCUGCCGUGAAAACACCGGGGAGAGGAGGCGAAGAUGGACGGAGUUUGAGAUUUGUUCGGCGGCGGCAGCAGGGAGGAGGGAGCGCGGCGCACCGAGCGACCUGAGGGAGCCCGCAGAGUGUGGGGCUUGUUUCCUCAUCCCACCAUGUCCCCACCGGCGACCCGGCCCCUGGCCCUGGACGGCGGGUGGGGCUGGGCAGUCGUAGCGUCGGGUUUCCUGGCUCUGCUGCUGGGGUAUGGCUCUCCUCAGUCGGUGGGGAUCCUCUACCCAGAGUGGCUGCUCGCCUUCGGGGAAGGGAAGGCCACGACGGCCUGGGUGGGCUCGCUGGUGGCCGGAGUCGGACUCGUUGUGGGUCCUGUCUGCAGUGUCUGUGUGGUGAACUUCGGCGCUCGGCUCACCGUCUUCAGCGGGGUGAUGGUGGCCGGGGGUUUGAUGCUCAGCUCCUUUGCUCCCAACGUCCCCUUCCUAAUCUUCUCCUACGGCAUCGUGGUCGGUGUCGGAGUCGGUCUGCUGUACGCUGCCACCAUCACCAUCACCUGUCUGUACUUUGACAAGAGGAGAGGUCUGGCUCUGGGAAUCAUUAACACAGGUACGAGUGUGGGCGGUUUCCUGUACGCCAUGCUGCAGAGCGAGCUCAUCGAGCUGUUGGGUCUGGACGGCUGCCUGCUCGUCAUCGGCGCGUUGGCGCUGAACGUGGUGGCGUGUGCUGGCCCCAUGCGACCUUUAACCCCACCCAGAUACUACCUCAAGCAGCGAGCCGCCGUCUUAGAACAGCAGCGGCUUCAGGAGGAAGAGCUGUCCAAUCAGAAGCCUUUAGCCAAAGAUCCGGUUAUUGCCAUGGAAACCAAGGAGCCGCUGGUCAGGAGGAGGAGGUUAUUCAGCUGUUCGGCCUUCGUCAAGAUGAUUAAGAUCAAGAUGAGACAGUAUGUCCGGUGUUUGUCAUCCAUGUUGUCUCUCCUUCAGGACAGAGUCCUCGUGGCUUUGUGCAUCUCUCUCUUCUUCUACAGUCUCGGUAACUCCCCUCCCCAGCUCUUCCUGGAGGACCUGGCCCGGAGCUCCGGGCUGACCGAGGGCAUCGCCUCCAUCUCCCUUGUCUCCCUCAGCUCCAUCGGAGGCGGCGUGGGUAAACUGGGUCUGGGCAUCAUGGCCGACGUGCCACAGGUCAACAGUGUUCUCCUGUACGCUCUGACGGUUGGAGUGAGCGGGCUGGCAGUGCUGCUCAUCCCCCUCACCAGCUCGUACCUGGACCUCCAGGUGUUGUCGGUAGUCCUGGGCUUCCUGGGCGGGAACUGGACUCUGACUCCGUACGUCACCAGCCAGGUGGUUGGCGCAGAAAAACUCGCCGAGGCGCACGGGAUACUCCUGUUCUUCGGAGGUGCCGGCUUGAUGCUGGGUCCCCCUGUCGUAGGUUGUUUCUACGACUUCUGUCAAUCGUACGACGUUGCCUUCUUCAUCAGCGGGGGUGGCAUGAUGCUCAGCAGCGUCGUCCUCAUCCUUACUGCCAUUCUACCGCGACCGCAGACCCUCCCCCUGCUGCUUCAGGCGCCGAAGGGGCCGAGCUCAUCAGCUGUACAGUUACCACGGUAACAGAAACUACCCUUCCUGACGUGACAAACAAAUCUGGAUCCAAAUGCAAGUUUUUAAAUCUGAGUUCUGAGUGACUUUGCACUCGAUGUUUACAAGAAGGGCUGAUUUUAAUCAAAUCAAACUUUAUUUUUCAAGCUUUUUUAUUCUUUUAUAUAAAAAUUUAACUGUCAGACUUGAUGAAAUGUCAGAUGAGCAGCUUCACAGAGUUCAAUUCGUCUUCCUUCCACCACUGUAAACCCAGGCGCUAGUUUUGUGCUGGUGCUGGUUCGGAGUUGGUUCAACUUGUGAACCCUCUAAGAAACAGUUUCAUCUCGUUACAGGUUUUUCUCCUGGCUAAUCCAGCACCCUGUUUACGUGUCUUAAAAAAGGCGGUUGCUAACGAGUGUCUAAAUGAGACUACAGAGGUUGUCAGGGACGUUAACAUAAAAACCCAUCUACUCACCA
Molecule: messenger RNA, 3022 nt
Organism: Lates calcarifer (barramundi perch)
Lineage: Eukaryota; Metazoa; Chordata; Actinopteri; Centropomidae
Product: monocarboxylate transporter 9-like
Biological process (GO): monocarboxylic acid transport; transmembrane transport
Molecular function (GO): monocarboxylic acid transmembrane transporter activity
Source: RefSeq, a predicted model, not a curated record